GUCACCUUCCUUUUGGCCUUUUAAAUCUCGACCCACGCAUCUGCCUUUCUUCCCUUUUCUCGCUCGUUCUCUCUCUCCUCUCCUCUUGCUGCUGUUGUUAGCACCCGUCGGUUGCCGAGAUCACGAUGGUGCCGCUCGUAAACCAAGCGUCCGUGCUCGUCGGCUUCAGGCCAUCGUGGUCUGGUCCAGCGGAGCCCGAGCAGAACCUAUCGGCCGUCUCCCCGGACGAGCGGCGGCGGCUCCGCCGCAUGAUCUCCAACCGCGAGUCCGCCCGCCGCUCCCGAGCGCGGAAGCAACGCCACCUAGAGGAACUCCGCGGCCAGGCGGGCCGACUCCGGUCCCAGAACCACGAGCUAGCGGACCGCCUCGGCGGCCUCGCUCGCCGCUGUCUCCUUCUCCGACAGGACAACGACCGCCUCCGCGCCGAGGCCUCCGCCCUGUGCCGGCGGCUCGCGGAUCUCCGCCGCGAGGUGGCCCUCUGCCAGUUUCACCGCCUGGUUGCGCCGCCUCCUCUCGGCGCCCACCACGAGCUAGCUUGGGCAUCGUUGAUUGUCUAAGCCGUACGAUGAAGCAUUUGCAUGAGGAGCCGGCAUCGAUUUCCCGGUUCUUUUUCUUCUUCAGUGGCUAGCAGAGGGCGAUGUCUUCCCUUCUCAAGGAACGAUGAGAGUUGCUUCCACUAAAUUUAAUUUACUUCAUCCUCCUCCUCCUCCUGUUCCUAGAAAUCAAAUCAUAUCGCCAUUAAGCCGAA
Molecule: messenger RNA, 748 nt
Organism: Musa acuminata subsp. malaccensis (wild Malaysian banana)
Lineage: Eukaryota; Viridiplantae; Streptophyta; Magnoliopsida; Zingiberales; Musaceae
Product: ocs element-binding factor 1
Biological process (GO): positive regulation of DNA-templated transcription
Cellular component (GO): nucleus
Molecular function (GO): transcription cis-regulatory region binding; DNA-binding transcription factor activity
Source: RefSeq, a predicted model, not a curated record